AUGGCACAUCUUAAAAUUAGCAGCAGCAUAUUUGAGAACCAUCGGAAUACCACCACAAUAAACUCCAUCAUUGUAAAGGGAUUGGCCCUGGAGGCCGCAGCAUAUAGCGGAGGCUCUGUUGGCCUUCAUGAUGGUACAGUCUCGCUAUUAGCCACGGAGGACGGUGGAGUCAUAGCAGAAGAUGAAAUAUACAGUGUCGCGGAAGCAGCGAAGGUAAUGCUCGGUGUGCUCAGAGCAAUUGAUUCUUCUGAUAUACUGGGCGUGCUUGGAGUACUAGAAAUGUUUAUAAUACUCGAAGUGAAUGUUGAGCUGGAUGUGGUUGUAGUUCUGCACGCGUAUCAACCAUUAAAAGUGGCCGGAGUGCUAGGCGUAGGUGGUACUCCAAAUAUGCUUGAAGUUACGAAUGCGCUUGAGCUGCUGGACUUGGGUGCUGCGCUGGGCGUGUUCAACGUACUAGAACCUGGGCUUACCCGAGUGUCAGCGGGUAUGGACGUCGUCGAGGCUAGAGAUAGUGAAGCACUAAGUGGUCUAGAUUCGCUACUUCGCGCAGAGCUAGAAAUGGAAUGUGAUGAAGGUUCACAGGAAGUGCAGCCCGAAAUGAAACCCUCGCGCUUACAAGUCCAGGCUGUGAUCGCGGAGCAAUCGUUCAUACGGACCCCAUUUGGUAACAUCCUUGAGUCACGUUGUAUAUCUCGUAGUUACGCAAUCACUAUUGGCCGCAAAAACAUCAAAGCAUAA
Molecule: messenger RNA, 738 nt
Organism: Lindgomyces ingoldianus
Lineage: Eukaryota; Fungi; Ascomycota; Dothideomycetes; Pleosporales; Lindgomycetaceae
Exons: 4
Coding region: 1-738 (245 amino acids)
Source: RefSeq, a predicted model, not a curated record